Molecule: messenger RNA, 1747 nt
Organism: Vicia villosa (hairy vetch)
Lineage: Eukaryota; Viridiplantae; Streptophyta; Magnoliopsida; Fabales; Fabaceae
Exons: 3
Coding region: 351-1439 (362 amino acids)
Source: RefSeq, a predicted model, not a curated record
UUCAAUCCAAAACCUCUAAAAAGUAUAAAAAAAGCAUAACAAUCUCCAAUUCUUUUUUCCUAAUAAUCUUCACAACUUCCUUUUCAUAAUGCACCUUUUAAAAAUCUAACCUUAUGGUGUCACAUCACAUUCAACCUUAUGCAGUUAAUUAAGGAUCAUGCCUUUUCCAUCGUGUACCACACGCACCUAUCAUGCGUGUGCUUAAACCUCAAACAUCAAAGCAACAUCAACAACAACAUUCAACAGCAACAUCAUCAACAACAAGGACUAUGUUAAUGUACCUUUGAAGAGUGUUCUAUUCUAUUCUAUUCUGUUCUGUUUUGUUUUGUUCUUUUCAAGCAUUUUCUUUGAUGGGUAGGCUUGCACCAUUAUCAGAAGAACCUUUCAAUGAAGAAAAUGAAAGAAGAAACAAUAACUCUAAGAAAGGUUUUCAGUUAUGGAUGAAGUGGAAUUGGAUCAAGACCCAUUUUUCUUUUGUUUUCAACAAGAAAUCUAACCUUAAGAUGCUUCUUAGUGUUCUUGGUUGUCCUCUUUUUCCUGUUCCUGUUCAUGCCAAAUUACCCCUUAAUGAGGUUUCGUCUUCGGCGCAGUAUAUUAUACAACACUUUACAGCUGCAACAGGGUGUAGGAAGAUGGAGGGGACAGUGAAGAAUGUGUUUGCUACUGGGAAAGUGACAAUGGUUGUCGUGGAUGAGCUUGGAUCGGUUGGUGGUGGCAGUGUUAAUGGAGUUUCGGAAAAAGGGUGUUUUGUGAUGUGGCAGAUGGUUCCUGAUAAUUGGCAGAUAGAGAUUGUUGUUGGUGGCCAAAAGGUUCUUGCUGGUAGUAAUGGGACUAUUGCUUGGCGUCACACGCCUUGGCUCGGCGUGCACGCUGCUCAAGGUGGCGUCCGUCCUCUUCGCCGUGCUCUUCAGGGACUAGACCCUUUAGCAGUAUCAGCUGUAUUCAGUGCAGCACAACACAUGGGAGAGAAACAAAUCAACGGCGUGGAUUGUUUCGUACUAAGACUCUCGGCCGAUCAGAAAGACCUAGUCGAGCGAAGCGACAACACGGCCGAGAUGAUCAAGCAUGCUAUAUUUGGUUAUUUUAGUCAAAGAAAUGGACUUUUAGUGCACUUGGAGGACUCUUACUUGACAAGGAUUCAAGCAAUAGGGACAAAUCCUACAUAUUGGGAAACAUCAAUGUCAACGAAAAUCGAAGACUAUAGAGAUGUUGAAGGUGUUAUGAUCGCGCAUUCUGGAUCGACGACCGUGAUGAUAACACGGUUUGGUGAUAAUCUUAAGGAUGGACCGGCGAUUACUAAGUUGGAAGAAUCAUGGAGUAUUGAUGAUGUUGCAUUCAAUGUUCAAGGGUUGUCUAUUGAUUGUUUCUUGCCACCUCAAGAACUUAACAAAGAUUGUCCACAACAACAUCUUGAUUGGAAAUCAUCCUUGCAUAGAUGAUGUAUAUUAUAUCGAAAAUUGUUAUGGUUGUGUUUUUUGUGUUCUACACGGCUCGAGGGAUUAGUAGCUCGUGCGUAAGGAUACCCGAUUUAUAUGAGAAAACAAUACUAAUUGUUACUUAACAUGUAUAAUGAAUGGUUUUGUAAUUGUAAUACAGUACUAACCCAUACAUUCUGGGCGUAGUAUAUGUAAACUUGAUUUUGAGUUUGUUGUGAGGUAUGAGAUGAAUGCUGAUAAGAAAUUGAAGUAUGCAUCAGUUACAAAGUUAUUGAAACCAUUAUAUAGUGUGAAAGAACAAUUUUACAUUA